AUGCCAUCUCCCCCUCCUUUUAUCUCUCUCAAAUUCACAUAUAAAGCGAGUAAGAAGGAGAAGGAAAGUCUUUUAGUAUAUUCACACUUUUGCAGAUAUCCAAUUCGCAACCGUAUAUUAAAAUAUUCCAACAAUUUAAAGACUUUACUCCAUUUUCACCUUUUUGCGUGGCUAAACUACAUAACUGGCCAUUUUUAUUUCACCACAACGUCACCCUUUUAUUGGGUAACAAAGGGCACGAAAUUCCACGUAACAUAUUCUGCAGGAAAACUCACUUGUAGGUUUUUUUUCAGUUUAAUUUAGUCUACAAACCUGUUUCUUUUUUUUUUG
Phytomonas sp. Hart1 is the source of this 330-nucleotide messenger RNA. Lineage: Eukaryota; Euglenozoa; Kinetoplastea; Trypanosomatida; Trypanosomatidae. The record is from the annotation of a GenBank genome assembly.